AUGCAUAAUAGGCUUUUGCAGUGGAGAUUUGCCAAUGCUCGGGCUGAGACAUCAAUGGCUGCUGUCAAGAGAGUUGCACAGAAGAAGUUUGUGAAUGCAUGGUUAAGAAUAUCCUUGACGAGAAAUAUGAUCAUAGAAAAGAGAAAUCAAGUUUUAAAGCUGAAACACCAAAUCAAAUUAUAUGAGAUUAUGAAAUCCCAGAUGAAGUAUCAGACAGAAUGGUCAAGAAUUGAAGCCAAAAAUUGUGCAGCUGUUGGCAGAGUGGCUAGAAAACUCUCAGCUAUAUCAGUUUCUCUCCCUUUGGUUGAUGGUGCUCAGGCGCAAGUAAUGACAUUCUAUGAUGCCAUAUCGAUGGCCACCGGAGUUAUGGACAGCAUAGAAGCUAUGAUCGUGGACAUGUAUAGGCAGAUUGAGACGGCGAGCUAUGUGCUGGUAGAGCUUAUGAUCGUACUAAAACAAUACAAGCAAUACUUUGAGGAAUUGGAAAAGAGUAUUGCAAUAGUUUCAAAUUUAGAGGUACGAGAGAACAGUUUGAGAGUUGGAAUAGGAAGAAGGGGUACAGCUGCUAGAGACGGUGAGGAACUUAAGAGUUAUGAUAGAGGAAUUAAUGAGCUGGGAUUGGGAAUGGACAUGGACAUGGACAUGUACACGGUGGGGCUUGGGCUGGGGCUGGGGACAUGGGAACUUGGAUAG
This is a messenger RNA of Fraxinus pennsylvanica, 693 nucleotides long. The record is from the annotation of a GenBank genome assembly. NCBI's taxonomy places the organism in Eukaryota, Viridiplantae, Streptophyta, Magnoliopsida, Lamiales, Oleaceae.